This is a messenger RNA of Corylus avellana, 1229 nucleotides long. It is a transcript of the gene ATSPO11-1, whose product is annotated as Spo11/DNA topoisomerase VI, subunit A protein. Gene Ontology annotation, molecular function: ATP binding; DNA binding; DNA topoisomerase type II (double strand cut, ATP-hydrolyzing) activity. The record is from RefSeq and is a predicted model, not a curated record. Gene Ontology annotation, biological process: reciprocal meiotic recombination; meiotic DNA double-strand break processing; meiotic DNA double-strand break formation. Gene Ontology annotation, cellular component: nuclear chromosome. Lineage: Eukaryota; Viridiplantae; Streptophyta; Magnoliopsida; Fagales; Betulaceae.
AUGGAGGGAAAGCGUUCAAGCUCAGAGCGCAGCGUUUUGCUACGAAAGAUCAGAGAGUUCACACGAACUAUAGUGGAAGAUCUGAGCAACGGACGGUCGCCGAUUGUUCUCAUCGACCGGUUCAGAAAUUACUGCACGAAUCCUAACGCGAUCUGCUAUUGCAGCACCGAUUUGUUGAAUGGGAAGGAAACUCUCACACUUCGAAGGGAAAGCCAUGUACACAGGCUGGAUGUCUUGCUUAGAGUGCUGUUGAUUGUUCAGAAACUUCUGCAAGAAAAUAGGCAUGGUUCUAAGAGAGAUAUAUAUUACAUGCAUCCAUCUGUAUUUUCAGAACAGUCAGUUGUAGACCGGGCAAUCAAUGACAUAUGUAUCCUGAUGCAAUGCAGUCGCCACAAUCUAAAUGUGGUUUCUGUUGGGAAAGGGUUGGUGAUGGGGUGGAUAAGAUUCUUAGAAAACAGAAGGAAAUUUGAUUGCAUAAAUCGUCCUAACAUGGCCCACCCCAUUCCUGUUCACGUUGAAGAAGUCAAAGAUAUUGUUAGUGUUGCUCGCUACAUUCUAGUUGUGGAGAAGGAAUCGGUAUUCGAGCGAUUAGCAAAUGAUCAAUUCUGCAAUGCGAACCGUUGCAUUGUCAUCACAGGAAGAGGCUAUCCAGAUAUCCCCACGAGAAGGUUUUUGCGGCUUCUCAUUGACAAGUUGUGUUUACCUACCUAUUGCUUGGUAGAUUGUGAUCCCUACGGCUUCGACAUUCUGACCACGUAUCGGUUUGGUUCAAUGCAAAUGGCCUAUGAUGCAAAGUAUCUGCGGUGUCCAGAGGUAUGCUGGCUUGGAGCUUUUCCUUCAGAUUCUGAGAAAUACUGUCUUCCACAGCAGUGUCUCCUUCCUCUGACAGCACAAGAUAGGAAGAAAAUUGAAGCCAUGUUAAAUAGAUGCUACCUGCAAAGAGAAGUCCCAAAAUGGAGGUUGGAAUUAGAGUUGAUGCUGCAAAGAGGAGUGAAAUUCGAGAUUGAAGCAUUGUCUGUGCAUUCACUAUCCUUUUUGUCAAAGGAGUACAUACCAUCUAAGAUUCAAGAGUUGUGUUCUGAAAGUGAAUUCACAGUGUGAGACAUGUAGGAGAAAGGUGAUGGAAGUCUUGCAGUGUCUCCAUGGAGGUUAUAAUAUCUCCAUAGAUGCUGAACAAGGGACUGUGAAAGUUACUGGGAGAGUAACUCCAAAUGCUGUUUUGAGGACAC